Messenger RNA from Penicillium cinerascens, 346 nucleotides. Its product is annotated as coiled-coil-helix-coiled-coil-helix domain-containing protein. The coding region runs from base 32 to 346 and encodes 104 amino acids. Gene Ontology annotation, biological process: mitochondrial respiratory chain complex IV assembly. The record is from RefSeq and is a predicted model, not a curated record. NCBI's taxonomy places the organism in Eukaryota, Fungi, Ascomycota, Eurotiomycetes, Eurotiales, Aspergillaceae. Gene Ontology annotation, cellular component: mitochondrial intermembrane space. The transcript is spliced from 4 exons.
ACUGAGAUUUUACUCGUCGGAAACGCCCAAGAUGAGUUUCGGAGCCCCCGGAGGUGGCUCGGUUAACUAUAAGCCCUCGCCGCCUGAGCGCGGUAGCUUUCCCCUUGACCACGAUGGAGAGUGCAAGCAUAUUAUCUCCGGCUACUUGAAAUGCAUAAAAUCCAACAGGGGCACCAACGAUGAGGCGUGCCGCAGACUCGCUAAGGAUUAUCUCGCCUGCCGGAUGGAUAAGAACCUGAUGGCACCGGACAACUUCAACAACCUGGGACUUGUAUUCAAGGAGGACCAAGAAAAGAACGCGGCGCCAGCCACAGAACGAGCACAAGGCACGGAACAAAAGAAAUAA